Molecule: messenger RNA, 5284 nt
Organism: Cynoglossus semilaevis (tongue sole)
Lineage: Eukaryota; Metazoa; Chordata; Actinopteri; Pleuronectiformes; Cynoglossidae
Product: SNF-related serine/threonine-protein kinase-like
Exons: 8
Coding region: 694-3030 (778 amino acids)
Biological process (GO): intracellular signal transduction; protein phosphorylation
Cellular component (GO): cytoplasm
Molecular function (GO): protein serine/threonine kinase activity; ATP binding
Source: RefSeq, a predicted model, not a curated record
UACCACAACAGUAAAAUAGUAGUAAAAUAUAUACAUACACCACCUUGAACAUUGUUUUAUAUCUGAAAGAACACACACAUACAAAGUAUGCAAAGAUAUAUAAUUACUGUAAAAAGCCACAAAUGGUUUGACUACCAUAGUCUGAGAACCACUGGCCUACUGAUUAAUCUUGGACUAUUCUUCUGUCGCACUCAUUUCCGGUUUUAGCCGCUUGCUGCGUUAGCUUGACGCGAGGGAAAGUGCAGGGGAAAGAAAUGGUGGGAGGGAGUAACAAGGAGGUUGGGUUGACAGUGUGACAGAUAUACACAGCCGCUCUGGGCUUCGUCUUCGGCCGUUUGGCGUUUUGUCGGUGUCGGUCGGUGAGAUAAAUAUCGCUGAAUUCCAACGUCGGUUUUAACCCGCCGCAGUGAGUGGAACGGCAGGCGUUUCGGCGCUUCCUACAACGAUCGUCUCUCUCUCUCAGUACUGUGAAGUCGAUGGACACUGGUGAAACUCUGAGCAGCUCUUGAUCCUAUAGAGAAGUGAGACCGUCAAACCCCUUAAAGCUUCGCUGAACAGACCCACGUUAGGUCGAGAACCAACCUCCAACGCCAACCUCACCAGACAUCCGUUUACUGAGGAGGAAAUGGAGAACUGACCCAGGACCAGCGGGCGACAGAAUCCAGCUACUUUUCUCCCUGUUAGCUAGCUGCCAUGGCUGGGCUCAAACGUCAUCGUGAUGGGAAGAUCGCUGGGCUGUACGACCUGGACAAGACUCUGGGCCGUGGGCACUUCGCUGUGGUCAAACUAGCUCGACACGUAUUCACCGGAGAAAAGGUUGCAGUCAAAGUCAUAGAGAAGACCAAGCUGGACCCGGUGGCACGUGCACACCUUUUCCAGGAGGUGAGAUGCAUGAAAAUGGUGCAACAUCCCAACGUGGUGCGCUUGUACGAGGUCAUCGACACGGCCACCAAGCUCUACCUCAUUCUCGAGCUGGGAGAUGGAGGAGACAUGUACGACUGUAUCAUGAAGCACGAAGGAGGACUCAGUGAGGAGGUGGCCAAGUGUUACUUCGCCCAAAUUGUCCACGCCAUCUCCUACUGCCAUCAGCUACAUGUCGUGCACAGGGAUCUGAAGCCAGAAAACGUGGUGUUCUUUGAGAAACAGGGCGUCGUAAAGCUAACCGACUUUGGCUUCAGCAACCGCUUCCAGCCUGGGAAAAACCUCAACACCUCCUGCGGUUCGCUGGCCUACUCCGCUCCGGAAAUACUGCUCGGUGAUGAAUACGAUGCUCCUGCAGUGGAUAUAUGGAGUCUGGGGGUUAUCCUCUACAUGCUGGUUUGUGGGCAGCCGCCCUUCCAGGAGGCGAACGACAGUGAGACCCUGACUAUGAUCAUGGACUGUAAAUACAACGUGCCUCCACACAUCUCACCUGCCUGUAAAAAUCUUAUAGGACAUAUGCUGCAGAGGGACCCCAAAAAACGAGCGACCCUAGAGCAGAUUGAAGCCCACAAAUGGCUCCAGGGUGUGGACCCGUCUCCGGCCACCAAGUUUUCAACUCCUUUGGUGUCUCACCGCAGCUUGUCAGAGGAGGAGCACGGCUCCAUCAUUCAGCGCAUGGUGCUAGGGGGCAUUGCAGACCGAGACAUCAUAACAGAGGCUCUGGAGUCAAAUCAGUACAACCACAUCACUGCAACUUACUUCUUAUUGGCUGAGAGGAUGCUGAGGGAGAAGCAGGAAAAGGAGCAACAUGGCCAGACACGAUCACCGAGCCCCAGCAAGGCUCAGUUCAGACAAUCUUGGCCGACCAGAGUCGACAUUCACCAGGAUGUAAGCAACGGUUUGGGAGGCCCAGCCAUCUCUCACCCUGGGGGGCCACAGUCCCCUGCCCGUAGUGCCGAAAGCCUCCACCAGGGCCCCAGGCCAAAAACAGCCCUAUUGGACGUCAAUCAAGGACAAGGAAGCCACAGUUUAGCAUCGAGACAAAAGCACGCUCCGAGAGCCAAUCAAGAGCGGGGGAUCAGACCACUGACAAAACCUCACUCCAACCCCGGCAGGCUUGGGCCUCUGGUAUCACUUGCCCCCCCCAAGACCCGUAGUCCCAGUCUUUUUAGCGUGGAAGAAGAUGAGGAAGAAGAUGGCGAAGAAGACACGUGUUCUUCUACGCUGCCUCGAGUGGUGCUCCGCAGCAAAGCGUCCUCUUCGUUGCCCUCUUCUGGUAACCGGCUGGCAUCACGAAUGAGUGCUCCGGUCCUCAACCAGAUACACGAAGAGGUCAAAGAGGAUGAGGAAGAAGACGAGGAGACGGACGGGAGAAAGUUGACCGGACUCGUUACACCUAAACCUAGCCUGAGUCUAAAUCUGAACUCUCAAAUAUCAUCGCCGACCACGGUCAUGUCAUCAUCCAACCCAGUGCUGGCGCCGGUGGCUGCUUUUACCCCGAGCUCAGAGACUAGCGACGAAGACACCGAAAGCAACCACAUAGCGUCCGCGCUGGGAAAAGCGGAUGAGAGGGAACGUAGGAAAGAUGACAGGGAGAAAAGAGGGGCAGCGGUGGGCAGCCCCUCUAACUGUCCCAGUCCUGGAUCGGGGUCAGGUCAGAGCAAGGGCAAAGCUCCCAGUGGCCUGGUGGAGAGUCUGAAGCUGAUGAGCCUGUGUCUGAGCUCUCAGUUCCACAACCUGACAGGCGUCAGUGGCGGAAGCGUCGGACUGGACAACCAGGAGCGCCCCGUGUGGCGGAUGUGCAUGGGCGGCUCCACUGGAAGUCUAGACAAGGUCUCGCUCCUGGGCGGGCCCUCGCCCAGGGGGAACCUCUACCAACAGCAUCCAAUGGGAGACGCGAUGGGAGACUCGCUGCUGGACGGGCCCCGCCACUCGGGCUCCCUGAGGCUAGGGGAGCUGGACCUGGCCAGGGAGACCCACAGGAACAUGAAGAACCGCGUGCUGCAGAUGCCCCUCAACGACAAGACUCUGUCCGUCAACAUCCACCGGAGUCCCAAGGAGGGUCUGCUGUGCACGCCCACCCCGCACAGCUGCUGCCAGGUCAUCUAGAGCACAGAACCCGGUUUUUUUUUUUUUUUCAACCCCAUUUUCUUACUUUACUUCCUGCCUUUGUUUUCAUUAUGUCACACAGGCUCACAUUAUUUAUAUACAGUUCUUUUUCUUUCUUUCUUUCUUUGUUUAACUCAUCGUUGUUAACUACUGGGACAUGGUCCAAACGCCAGCCUUGCACAUUUAGAGACAGACAGGCAGUGGCAGAGACGAGGCGUCGUGCCACGUACGUGAAGCACUUUAACCAGAUGAACGAGAUACAAAGAGAGGAUACCGAACCAAGUACUGUCGGAAGGCAGCAGAGGUAUACACAAACACACACUCACCUCCUACACUGUAUGUACCCAAGCUUCCAUUAAUCACAAGGAAAAGCUGGAUAUGCUGGGUACGGAUGUUGUACUAUCAGGUGACACCUACCAUGUACCUUGUUGUAUUUUUUUAUUAUUAUUUUAAUUAUUAGAAUUUUUAAAUUUUUUUAUUUUUUAUUUUUUCUUAUAUCCGACUGAAACAAGCGGAGCGUGUCCGUCAUUCGGUUGACGACAAAUACGUACAGGGUGAAACGGGCGGCAGCACUUCUGAAGUCUGAGGGUCGCACAUAGCGUUGUGAAACAACCACUGUUUUAUUUUUAUAUAUCUCAAACGUCCGGUCGGCGCGAAGGCGGCGCACGCUCGACGGGUCCGAUCUCUGCGGCGACGCGCGGGGGAGUUUGUACAUAUGUGGAUAACCUCCUAGCAGCACUCCGUAGUAUUGACUGUGAAGUUGUUUUGCAGUAGAAAAUUCAAAAUACUAGACUCUUAUACACCAUUUAUUCUUCACGACUACUGGAUGCUCAUGGUUUUGUUUUAGCCCAGGUGUUUAAUCGUGAAAUGGCGUCACAUGGUGGCGGGUGGCGGUUAAGGCGAUAGCGUGGUGCGUGGGUUUUUUCCCGAGUAAGUCGCUCUGAAAUAGCGCCGUACACCUCCAGGCGUCGCGACUAACUUUAUUAAACAUUUUGAUACAAAAUAAAUUAAAAACAUUGAAAUUAUAUUUUUACUUUAAAUAAUCUUAAUCAUAAUUAUGUUCCCCAAAAAACAAACAUAGGUUUAUCAGGCCUGUCCUCACCUCGUCAACAGCAGCUAGCAUCCUUAGAGUUGCAUUACUGCCAUAUAACAGGUAUGUUUUCCACUCGUAAAAUUACUUCUUGCAACAACAAACAAAGAGCUAAAUAAACCACCACACUUUAAGUCAUUGUUUCCCAAAGACUGGGUCGUGACCCUCAGGUGGGUCACAAGAGAUUUUUUUUCGGGUCGUCUCCCAGGAGUUUACGAAUAAUGCCUAUUGACUUGGGUCGCGAAGGGUAGUGACUUUUAAAAUAUGGGUACCCAGAAAACAAGUUUGGGAAACACUGCUUUAAAGUACAAAUAACUCGACGUUGAUGUUAUGUUUUUUUUUUUACGAAAUGUAAAAUGAAACCUUCCAGGACUUAAUCAUAAAUGUUAUGGCAGCUCCUUCAGUUCACAGCAGACCUCAGAUGGUGGUGUCGUUUUAGGUUCACGACUGGGCAGAACCAAACCGCGUUCAUCCUGUAGUGUUUCCAGGAUCACAGUAGCCACUGUUGUAGCGUGUUCUAAGGCUAAAAAAACUACUAAAAUCGGGAGGGGACAGAUCUUAAUCAUCCGCUUCUGAAGUAUCGGUCCGUGUAAAAAUGGAUGCGUGAACCAUCCUGAGUGGUGUAUAUGACUUGAUAGUGCAUGUGUUUCGCUGUAGCAUCCUUCUUAAACUUGCGGAGGUCAAACACCGCCCCCACCCCCCGCCCCCUUCUCACUCCACCGUAGCCUCACAGCAAUACCGACCACUGCAAAAAUGUACAACAAUGGAUGUGCCAUAAAACUCUGUCUUGAGCAUAUUGUAUUGUAUGUACUGUAUAUGAUAGAGAUAUAUUCAAAUAAAAUUAUGUGAACAACAACAGAUUUGUACGUCCCCGACGGUUGGUGUCUUACGCUGCCUCCUCUGUUGAAUUAUAUAAAUAAUAGCAAUAUAAAUAAAUAUAAAUUCCAGAAUUUCCCAGCAGUCCUCAGUUAUAGUAAUAGUAACUCAGACAGGGUGUUAUAGCAUACAGAAGUAACUAUUUUAGUAGCGCAAUAUGGUAAAUAAAUAUGCUAAUUAUAUUAAAAAUUAUAUAAAAAAUAUAAUUAUAAAAUUAUUAUAUUAUAUAUAUAUAUUUAUAUAUAUAUUAUAAUAAUAUUAAUAUAUUGACAAUUCAAUUAUCAAUAU